AUGGAGACGAAUUCUCCGACAUCAGCGACAGCAACAACAACUGCGCCGACAACGGCAUCUACAGCGACAACGCCUGCUGCCAUAGUCGCCUCUCCAACUGCCCCGUCUCCAGCAGCUAGCAGUAAGAGCCAUCACAGCCUGGGCGCCGUGAGCAGCGGCAGUACCGGAACCGGAAGCCUUUCUGCAACAGCAGCCGCCUGCUCCCUACCUGCCACGCCUACCGCCCUCGCACAGUCACAAGCGCCGCCAUCGGUCCCCGCCCUGCCCCAGCUCCUGACAACAGCCAUCGAUGUGGCCAAGCAAGACGACAUCCACAAUCUAUCGCUCGCCAGCGGCUUGUCUGAAGGACAAAGAUCACUCUCUGGCGCACCGUCGGCAUCGUCAAGUCCCAUUCUAAGCCCACAAGGAAAAAUCUUUGGGCGAAACGCAAAUGGUACAAUGAUCACAACCUCUAGACCGGGCAAUGAGGCUGAAAUGCAGCUGUACCGAGUCCUACAGCGAGCCAGCCUCUUGGCCUACUACGAUACGCUGGUCGAGAUGGGCGGCGACGAUGUGCAGCAACUGUACGAUGCCGGCGAGGAGGAGUUCCUGGAGAUUAUGGCGCUGGUAGGCAUGGCCUCCAAGCCAUUGCACGUGCGCCGACUGCAGAAGGCGCUGCAUGAGUGGGCGAACAAUCCGGCGCUUUUCCAGGGUCCCAUGCUGCCGCAUAUUAGCGGACUCUGUGAAACUCCGCCAAAGCCCUCCAUCAUCUUCAAUCCCGAUACGACGCCAGCCCUACCUCGCAGUAAAUUUCCCUCUUUUAACCCCGUCAGCACCUUUCAGUCCAGCUCUCUAUUAAAUCCCGCCCAGCCAAGUGCCGCCGUGGCCACAGCAGCGGCAUCGGCACACCUACUAACACAGAUCAGUGCACCGGUCAUGUCCGUGCCCGUCAUCCAGACCCACUCUUCGCUCGUUCUGCCCACAACCUUGUCCUGCAAUCCUAGUCCCUUGCAGCUUAGCACGCCGCAGCAAACGAGCAGCACUGUAACGGGCCCCGCUUCCGUUGCUAGCACCGCCCACCAAGUCUCCUCCAGCUCCCCACAACUGACCCCGGUGCUCACCGAGCUGCAAGUGCAGCGCAUCACCCUCGGGGCCGAGAAGAUAGCCCGGCAGCUGCCGCAGCGAGAGCCUCGUGCCCAGACAUCCAAAAAGCGAACCACACGUGAGCUGGAACAGGUGGUGGCUAUGAGUGAACAUGACCCGCGCCGCAUGGACGAGAUCCGUAAGUACUCGGCCAUCUACGGCCGUUUCGAUUGCAAACGGCGACCAGAGAAGCCUCUAACGCUUCACGAGGUGUGUGUCAAUGAAGCUGCGGCGCAGCUCUGCCGUUUGGUGCCGGCGCUUCUCACGCGUCGAGAUGAACUCUUCCCGCUGGCCCGUCAGAUUGUCAAGGACGCUGGGUUUGGGCAUUCCGCAAGCAUUGCCCGCUACGGCGGCCUGCUGUCACAAAUACACGCCCAGGGCACACAACGCUCCACAUGCAUGGCCGUGGAUUGCGAGUCGAGUGACGCUGCCUUGCCUCCAAAGCGCCAGCGACUCUCCUCCACCGAGGCAGCACAGUUGCCCAUGGACGUAAGCCGGGAGCCGGUGGAAGACUCGCGUUACAAUCUCUUCGCCAUGUACCAAAAGUUUGCAAAGCCGCCGUUUGACUUGACGGAAAUAGCAAAGUUUUCUUUGGGCAAGGCCGACUUCGAGGACAAUGACAAUGAUUCGCGCUUCUCCUUUAGCAACUCGAGUUCGCCGCCAAUGCCAGCCAAUGGUGCGGAAAAUGACAGAUGCACUGCUUUAGCUCAUUCCAUGAGGUCUCCCAUACCUCAGUCCAACUUUCCAAAACAGAACGAUGCUACCGAAUCAGUUGAGUCCGUGGAUCUAAGCACAUCCACCACACUCGCCGGUGUCCAGGUCAUAUCGGCUGCGGGAAGCAACAUCAUCGCCGUCGCGAACCCCGCCUUAGCCUUAAGCCCCACUUUGACAGAGGUCUUGACCCUAAAACGAAAUGCCGCAUCGCCUGAAGUGUAG
Molecule: messenger RNA, 2058 nt
Organism: Scaptodrosophila lebanonensis
Lineage: Eukaryota; Metazoa; Arthropoda; Insecta; Diptera; Drosophilidae
Gene: nab
Product: NGFI-A-binding protein homolog
Exons: 6
Coding region: 1-2058 (685 amino acids)
Biological process (GO): negative regulation of DNA-templated transcription
Cellular component (GO): nucleus
Molecular function (GO): transcription coregulator activity; transcription factor binding
Source: RefSeq, a predicted model, not a curated record